AAGGGAACCAACUGACAUCGUGCUUUGUUGUCAUCAAAUAAACAGUCUGCCUACUUCGCUUGCACAGUGAACACAAAUCGAAUACGAAUAGCGAUAAGAAGUGUUUAAACUUCAACAUUAUAAAUUCCACACUUUAAUAAAGUCCAAAAGUUUGUAAAACAGCUACAGAAUGGGAAAGAAAAAAGGAGGAAACAAAAACAAACUUGCCAAAAUGUCCGACGAGGAGCGGGCUCGAUAUUUGCAACAUCGUGCCGAUAUGGAGGAAGAAGCAAGACGCCGGAAACAGCAGCUGAUAGCAACGUUUAUGAAAAACAAGCUGAAAAGGGAGGAUGCUUUCGCACGUCUAAAUCUGGCCAAAAUCAACCAAGAAUGGCGCUCCAUUUUGCGUAACAUCAAGUGCAAAGAGCUAAAGGAGGAAGUGGAAGCGGUGGAGAAAACUUGCACCGAGUGUAUCGAGAACAAGAAUGCCGUCAUCAAGCGUUUGUUGUGUGAUCUGGACGAGUCGGAAGAUUUAUACUCCACCAUGCUGCAUGCGCACAUGGAGCGUGUGGAGAAGAUCAUCCGUAUUCAUAACGAUCGUGUUAACUUUCUCAUGGAGUUGUACGAGUUGGAUAAGAAGGAAAUCAUCGAAAAUUACGAGCGUGAAAUGGAGCUGUACAAAUCAAAAAAGUUCGAACUACAGAAGGACCUUGAGUGUGUAUUUUACGGUCUUGCUGAGAAGGCUCGCACCGAUCGGCUUCGCAACGAGGAGGAACACAUGCUCAAGAAGGACGAGCUGAAGAAUUCGAUGAUACUGAAGCUGGAAAUGAUCACUAAAGAGCGAGAGCGUGAAAUGGAGCGGCUGUGGAAAGAGUUCCAACGGGUGCUAAAUCUUUACCUACGCAACACGGAAGAGUACCGGAAUGAGUACAACACUCUACGCGAUCAAGACUCUAGCGACACGAAGAACAUCCAGGAUCACUACGCCGAAGUUGCCCGACUCAGCGAUCAAAUUGCUGAUCUGCGGCUCAAGCUGGCAACCCUGAAGGAGGAGCAUGAGUUCAACAUGAAACAGAUGCAGAAAAGCAAAGCGGAAUUACAGCACCGCGUACAAAACCUAAAGCAAGAGAUGGAGCUCGGUACGCGACUGGACCAGGAACAGCUAAAAACGCUCGCUGUCUACAGUAAUGACGCCAUCAAACAUCUGCAGGGCAUGCAGAAGAAGGUGAAAUCUAUCUAUCAAAUAGCGAGCUUCUGCAAGAAGUACGAAACCGAAUCGGAAGAUCUGCUACCGUUUGUACAACGUCCCAAGGAGUCCCAGGGAGUACCGUCGGAGCUUCCGAUCGCGGAACGGGCACUCGCCUUACCAUCCACCACCGAUCCGACGAUGGAUUCUUUCAAGCGCGAAGUGUUUGACACGGCUGAGCUGUUUGAAAGUUUCUGGAUGCGAUUCAAUAAGGCACGCAUUGAUGUGGCCUGUCUGCGCGAAGAAAAGCAACAACUCAUCGACCGGAACGAACAGCUGAAGACACAUCUCAAGGACUACCUCAUCACGGUGAAUAUGAACAGUGGUGGGCCGGUAGAGUCGCACGUCGAUCUGCUCACCAAACGUCCGACUUCGAUGAAGAUCGAGAAGCUGGUACGCAUCGACGAGCAGGUGUUGGUGCAGGAAGGGACAAGGAAAACGGUACGAUUCCGAGCCGGUGGACAGCAGAUCGUACAGCGACCCGUAACCUGUAUCGAAGGGAACCUUAGUAAUGCGAUCCGGAACGAGCGACUGCUGGGUGUUCGGGCGAAAUCUUCCGAUAUAUACUCCAUGGUUCGUAAUACGGCAUAAUCGAAUGAUCACAGUGAACUAGUAUUUUGGAAUAGAUAUACGAAUCCACCAAAAAUGUACUCCAAGGAAAUUCCGGAGACGACCCCGGAGGACUAUGUGGAUAAUGAACGUUUCUAACGAACAACUUCGGAGUGGAACACCAAAUUUGGAGUUCAGUGUUGAUCCGGAGAUGAUCCAGAGUUGAUCUGUAGUUCGUAAGAUUUGAAGUUCGUAAGAUUCUGAGUUCGGAAUCAGAGUUAAUUUCUCCUGAAUCGAAAACUUUUCAGGAACCAUUUUGACUCCUUCUGGAGAAUCAUUUUACCUAUCAGCAAAAUAGUACCGAACCAUGAAAGACUUUAUGCGUUAAAGUUUUAUUAAAUAAAAAUCCUUACAACAAUAGUGGGUGUGGAAUGGUGAUUAGUGCUUACAAAAAAAGUAGGACCGUAACAGAAAAAAUAUGCACUCAUACACAAAAAUGAA
This is a messenger RNA of Anopheles funestus (African malaria mosquito), 2275 nucleotides long. Its product is annotated as dynein regulatory complex subunit 2. Gene Ontology annotation, cellular component: axoneme; axonemal dynein complex. The transcript is spliced from 4 exons. The record is from RefSeq and is a predicted model, not a curated record. Lineage: Eukaryota; Metazoa; Arthropoda; Insecta; Diptera; Culicidae. The coding region runs from base 170 to 1816 and encodes 548 amino acids. Gene Ontology annotation, biological process: cilium-dependent cell motility; regulation of cilium movement; axonemal dynein complex assembly.